This is a messenger RNA of Sitophilus oryzae (rice weevil), 1386 nucleotides long. RefSeq names its product craniofacial development protein 2-like. The record is from RefSeq and is a predicted model, not a curated record. The transcript is spliced from 3 exons. Gene Ontology annotation, biological process: chromatin remodeling. NCBI's taxonomy places the organism in Eukaryota, Metazoa, Arthropoda, Insecta, Coleoptera, Curculionidae. Gene Ontology annotation, cellular component: nucleus. The coding region runs from base 1 to 1386 and encodes 461 amino acids. Gene Ontology annotation, molecular function: catalytic activity.
AUGCUAGAGUCGAAAUCUAAAACAAGAUUACCCCAGAUGGGUAGAGCUCAAGUCUCAGAAUCCCAUCCCGCUACAAAUUCGGGCAGCCUCACGGAUUCUGGGGGAGGCAAGAAAUCGACAAACUACAACAAACAAAAACGAAAACGAACACAGAUUAUAUCCAUUGCCACUUAUAAUAUUAGAACGAUGAGAACAAAUGACCACUUGGAAGAAUUUGAACAAGAACUGGGAAAUAUUAAUUGGGACAUAGUAGGCCUAUGCGAAACAAGGUUGCAAGGAGAAAAAAUGACAACUCUAAAUUCUGGACACGAUCUGUUUCAAAACAACUCAGAAACAAAUCAUAGCCAAGGAGGAGUAGCUUUUAUUGUAAAUAACAAAUUCAAACACCUCGUCACUAAAUAUCAUUCAGUAUCAAAUAGAGUGAUAUAUCUAAUAAUACGCUUAAACCAAAGAUACAGUAUCCAGCUGAUACACUGCUAUGCACCUACAAGCUCAGCGAGCAGUGAAUUGAUCGAGGAAUUAUAUGAAGACAUUAGCCGACAUUUAAUCAUAACUGGGGACUUUAACGCCAAGAUAGGGAAGAAGCAACCGGGUGAUACAAACUACAUAGGAAACUUUGGUCUCGGGGAACGGAACGAUAGAGGAGACAUGCUUGUAAACUUUGUCAACAACGAAAAAUUAUACUGUAUGAAUACUUUUUAUCAAAAACAAACUCAGAAAAAAUGGACAUGGCGGAGUCCAGACGGACGAGUAAAAAAUCAAAUAGACUUUAUCCUCACCAACAAGAAUACAAUCUGUAAAGACGUCGAUGUUUUAAACAGUUUUCAUACAGGAAGUGACCACAGACUAGUACGCGCCAAAAUACAAAUUUAUACUAAUAUAGAAAGGAGAAAAUUAAUUACCAGAUCAAUGUUUCCUACAAGGGACGCUCUACAACUAAAUCAGAAAACCUAUCAAAAAGAGCUUGAAAAGAGACUAAAGCCACAGACACUCAGAGAUCAAGACCCCAACGACAUUCUCAAUAAUCUAAGGCAGGGCAUAACUACAGCAACAAAGAAAAUAUGUAACAAACAUGAAAUUAGAAAUGAAAUUCACAAAUUCUACGAACAACUUUAUCAGUCUGUUAUACCAAACAAAGAUAGAGUACAAAAACACAUCACAAACGUAGGAUCAGAAGAUAUGCCGGAAAUAUCAACCACAGAAAUUAAAUACGCACUUCAACAAAUAAAAAAUGGCAAAAGCCCAGGAGAAGAUCGUAUUACACCUGAAAUGCUGCAGAUGGGCGGAAAACCAUUAGUGGAUGCCGUGGAAGUAUUGUUAAAUAAAUGUCUGAUGGAGGAUGUUUAUAGAAAACCCACAACUCACCCGAACGCGUCCCGAACAUAG